CGUAAUCCAAGUGCUGAUUGUGGUAACAGUACCGUAACGGUGGCUGUUAGUGCAAGGUAAAGGUUUGCUGGUGCACCAUGGAGAUCGAGACGCGAAGCAAAGAUUCCCAAAAUGGAAAGUGGUCCAUGGAGAAGGGUACGAUGACGAUGUUCAUCGCUGAGAUAGUGGGCACUGGAGUGCUUCUUUUCGUGGGUUGCAUGGGUUCUUUGGGGACUAUGGGACAUACGCCACCGCCGCCAUUGCAGGCCUCCAUAGCGUUCGGUAUGACCGUCAACCUUCUCAUUAUGAUGUUGGGUCACAUAAGUGGCGCACACAUGAACCCAGCUGUCACGAUCGGAGCAGUUAUAUUCGGCAUUAAAACCAUUCCAACGGGCAUCGUUUAUGUAAUAGCUCAGUUCAUUGGCGCCACUGUUGGAUACGGAAUGCUAAUGACGAUAACUCCGCCCGAAUUAUUCAACGAUGGAUAUUCAAACUCGUCGAACUUCUGCGUAACCGUCGUUCAUCCCGGGAUCAGCACCACGCAGGCCAUUCUAAUCGAAACACUUUGUACGUCGUUCAUCCUUUGCGCAGCUUGCGCUACUUGGGACCCAAGAUGCGCCCACACCACGGAUUCCACUGCAAUCAGAUUUGGUUUCUCCGUUGUUGCGAUUUCACUAGCGGCUAGUCCCUACACUGGUUGCAGCAUGAAUCCUGCUCGUACAUUCGGUCCGGCAUUUUGGAACAGUAACUGGAAGGAUCAAUGGAUUUACUGGUUUGGACCGACUGCAGGCGCUUUGCUCGGAACGUACACCUAUCAGAUCCUUUUCGCGUUGAAAGAAGAGGAUAAAUCGAACAAUAAUCUUGGGUUCAUAGAAAUGAAAGCGGUUAAAACGUACGACGACGAUAUAGUUUGUACCAAAGAGAGAAAUGACAGAGAGGAAAAUCUCCGUUACGAACAUGACAAAGGAGAGAGCGCUGCAUAAAGGGAAAUAUUAAGGUACGAUCACGUAUUACCGUCUGCCAGCAAAAGAGUCUUCCAUGAUAUUCGACGUAGUUCACGACGCCACCACUGGAGUCGCGGCGCGUUACAAUCUGGCCUGCAUUUCCAUUUACCUUCUACAUCGCAGUUAUCUCGUGCCUUUCUUGCAUUAUUUCACGAAACAAUAUAGGAUUACUUGCACUGCCUACAAUCGUUAUUUAAUUUUAUCACUGUGAAAAGUAUAUAUUAAUUAUCUUGUCGUUACGAAAUUGUAGGUUUCAUGAGUAAUACUACGAUUCCUUUAAGUCAAGUUAUUUAAUAUCUACUGAUAAUGCAAGAAUGCAUUCUAGCUAUAAGAAACAAAAUAACAAAUGACACAUGUUUAAACUGAUGCAAACAAUAUGUAUCGCUCUAAUCGAAAGAUUCGUAAGUUUGUGUAUGGCGAAAAAUAUAU
Messenger RNA from Habropoda laboriosa, 1412 nucleotides. RefSeq names its product aquaporin AQPAn.G-like. The record is from RefSeq and is a predicted model, not a curated record. Gene Ontology annotation, biological process: transmembrane transport. Gene Ontology annotation, molecular function: water channel activity. Gene Ontology annotation, cellular component: plasma membrane. The coding region runs from base 78 to 962 and encodes 294 amino acids. NCBI's taxonomy places the organism in Eukaryota, Metazoa, Arthropoda, Insecta, Hymenoptera, Apidae. The transcript has 6 exons.